Molecule: messenger RNA, 2019 nt
Organism: Pteropus alecto (black flying fox)
Lineage: Eukaryota; Metazoa; Chordata; Mammalia; Chiroptera; Pteropodidae
Gene: DBNL
Product: drebrin like
Exons: 12
Coding region: 539-1699 (386 amino acids)
Biological process (GO): positive regulation of axon extension; regulation of actin filament polymerization; postsynaptic actin cytoskeleton organization
Cellular component (GO): lamellipodium; site of polarized growth; dendrite
Molecular function (GO): actin filament binding
Source: RefSeq, a predicted model, not a curated record
GAGUCCCAGCCCAGGAGGCCAACCUGCAGCUGGCAGACCUGCCCAGGCCAUCGGCAUCCUCCCCAGUGCCACAUGUGCCUUCUUCCUGCUCCCUGGGGUGUUCUGGGUCAGGGAUGUGUGAGUAUGUGUCUUUUCACACUCACGUACCUGCUAUGCAGGUGGGCAUUUUACACACAAAUGUGGGAAAGGUUGCCAUCAAACUUUACGGUUUGGUUUCCCUCAAGUGGAUGAAGGCUCCCUGCCUUCUCAGGUUUGUCUCUCAUGCGCCCCCGUGGUCAGGCCAGCGGCACCCCAGCUUUGGAGCUGAGAAGGCCGCAGCUUUGGGAGGCCCAGCGGCCUACUGACAUCUGGCCUGGCGGGUCACAGUGGGCCUCAUGUGGACGCAGUGUCCCUGCCGUGCUGGGUGCCGGGCUGGAGGCAGACAGCGCCUGCCGCAGGCUCCAGAGCCGCCGUGUUCCGUUUCAGGGCUCUCUUUACCUACGAAGGCAACAGCAAUGACAUCCGUGUGGCCGGCACUGGCGAGGGGGGCCUGGAGGAGAUGGUGGAGGAGCUCAACAGCGGGAAGGUGAUGUACGCUUUCUGCAGGGUGAAGGACCCCAACUCUGGCCUGCCCAAGUUUGUCCUCAUCAACUGGACGGGCGAGGGCGUGAAUGACGUGCGGAAGGGAGCGUGUGCCAGCCACGUCAGCACCAUGGCCGGCUUCCUGAAGGGGGCCCACGUCACCAUCAACGCAAGGGCUGAGGAGGACGUGGAGCCCGAGUGCAUCAUGCAGAAGGUGGCCAGGGCCUCUGGCGCCAACUAUACCUUCCACAGGGAGAGCGGCCGCUUCCAGGACACAGGCCCCCAGGCCCCAGUGGGCUCUGUGUACCAGAAGACCAAUGCGGUGUCUGAGAUCAAGAGGGUCGGCAAAGACAGCUUCUGGGCCAAAGCGGAGAAGGAGGAGGAGAACCGCAGGCUGGAGGAGAAGCGGCGGGCGGAGCAGGAGCGCCAGCGGCUGGAGGAGGAGCGCCGGGAGCGGGAGCUGCGCGAGGCUGCCCGCCGGGAGCAGCGCUACCAGGAGCAGAGCGCCGGCGGCGAGGCCAGCCUGCAGAGCUCUUCCUCCUCCCCUCUUGGCAGGAAGUGUGAGCAGCAGGACGUGGCUCUGAGGAACAGAGAGGAGCAGGAGCCCGUCUGCCAGCAGUCAGCACACCCAAGGGAGGUUUUCAGGCAGAAGGAGAGAGCCACGUCCACCACACUCGUCUCCAGCUGCCAGCCAGGCAAACUGAAGAGCCCCUUCCUGCAGAAGCAGCUCACCCAGCCUGAGCUCCCCCUCGGCGGAGAACUGCACGCCACCUCAAGGCCCCGGGCAGGUCUCCAUGAGCAGUCAGCAGCCAGCGCCCCAACCUGUCCAGCACAAGCUGGAGAGGAGGCUGUGUAUGAGGAGCCCCCAGUGCAGGACGCCCUCUAUGAGGAGCCCCCUAUGGUGCAGCCGCAGGACGCUGGCGCUGAGCAUGUGGAUAGCUACCCGGAGCUGAGUGGGAAGGGGCUGUGUGCCCGGGCGCUGUACGACUACCAGGCAGCUGACGAGACCGAGAUCUCCUUUGACCCCGAGAACCUCAUCACGGGCAUCGAGGUGAUUGACGAGGGCUGGUGGCGUGGCUACGGGCCGGACGGCCGCUUCGGCAUGUUCCCUGCCAACUACGUGGAGCUGAUGCAGUGAGGGCCCCGCGCUGCUGGCGGAGGCUCAGGGCCACCCUUCCCUCCCCCCACACGUGUCUUGCUGGAAGUGGGGUGAGAGUUGCACACAGCGCUCUUCCAGGAGUGGGACCCCGGGGAGAACAGGCCCUUGGGCUCCCUCUGGCUCAAGUAGCUUGGCCUCUAUCACCCCAAAUGCAGCAAUAACCCAGUGAUUCCUACACAUGCUUCCGGCAGCCUCCCAGGCCUCCAGUCAGUACAGCUCUUGACCCCAAUAAAGGACAUUGAGUCAGGCCUCACCCAUGCCAGCCCCUGGGGAUGUCUGAGCAGUGGCAUCUGGUGGCA